Molecule: messenger RNA, 2359 nt
Organism: Telopea speciosissima
Lineage: Eukaryota; Viridiplantae; Streptophyta; Magnoliopsida; Proteales; Proteaceae
Product: 65-kDa microtubule-associated protein 3-like
Exons: 14
Coding region: 1-2316 (771 amino acids)
Biological process (GO): microtubule cytoskeleton organization
Cellular component (GO): cytoplasm; spindle
Molecular function (GO): microtubule binding
Source: RefSeq, a predicted model, not a curated record
AUGGCUGAGCUGUACAGAGAUGAGCUUGAAUUGCAACAAACUUACAGGCAUUAUGUUUCUGGUAUAAUCUUGUCCAUUGGUAACUUGAACGGAGUAAUAAUGAUUAGACCUAAUGAUUUGUCUUUGCAGAGAAGUAUUUGCUUCAACGUGUUCAGUCUCAAGUCUGAUCAGCUAAUGCAAAUGGAAACACCUUCUGAAUCUCUACUACAUGAACUUCAGACCAUAUGGGAUGAAGUUGGAGAGUCUGAUGUUGAAAGAGAUAAAAUGCUGCUAGAGUUAGAACAAGAUUGUCUAGAGCUAUACAGAAGGAUGGUGGAUCAGGCAAACCGGUGUAGAGCUCAGCUACGGCAAACGAUUGCAGAUUCUGAGGCAGAGAUUGCAAGAAUCUGCUCUGCAAUGGGUGAACGACCAGCACAUAUCAGGCAGUGUGAUCAGAAAGCUGGAAAUCUGAAGGAAGAGCUGAGGGCCAUUGUUCCAGAACUGGAGGAGAUGAGAAAGAGGAAGUGUGAAAGAAGGAACCAAUUUGUUGAAGUCCUUCAGAAAAUACAAAAGAUCUCAAAUGAGAUCUGUAGUUCCACAGACUAUAAUCCCUCCAUGGUUGUGGUGGAUGAAACUGAUUUGUCCGUAAGAAAGCUUGAUGAAUUGCACAGGCAGCUGCAAGCACUUCAAAAAGAGAAGGGAGAACGCCUGAAUCAGGUCCUGGACCACCUUAACACCCUGACCUCUCUAUGUUCAGUGCUUGGUAUAGAUUUCAAGGGCACAAUUAAUGAAGUCCACCCCAGUUUGGAUGAUUUCGAGGGAACAAAGAACAUAAGUGAUGAUUCAAUUGAGAGGUUGGCUGCUGCAGUUCAAACACUACGAAAAGUUAAGAUAGAAAGGAUGCAGAAACUUCAAGAUCUGGCAACGACAAUGUUGGAACUGUGGAAUUUAAUAGACACACCAAUUGACGAGCAGCAGAUGUUUCAGAAUAUCACAUGUAACGUAGCUGCUUCAGAACAUGAAAUAACUGAGCCCAACAUUCUCUCUGAGGAAUCCAUUAUUUACGUUGAGGCAGAGGUAUCUAGACUUGAAGAAUUCAAAGCAAGCAAGAUGAAAGAGCUUGUUCUGAAGAAAAAAUCAGAGUUAGACGAGAUUUGCAGGCGGACACACUUGGUGGCAGAGGCUGAUAGUGCAAUUGAAUAUGCAAUUGAAGAUAUUGAGUCUGGUGCAGUGGAUCCUGCAAGCAUCCUGAAACAAAUUGAGCUUCAAAUUGCAAAUGCUAAAGAGGAAGCAUUUAGCAGGAAAGAAAUACUUGAAAAGGUUGAGAAAUGGUUAGCUGCAUGCGAGGAGGAGUGCUGGCUUGACGAGUAUAACAAAGAUGAAAAUCGCUAUAAUUCUGGUAGAGGUGCCCAUCUAGUGCUGAAGCAUGCUGAAAAGGCUCGUUUGACUGUCAACAAACUUCCAGCAAUGGUGGAUGCAUUGGCAUCAAAAACCACAGCAUGGGAGAAAGAAAGAGGUGUAGAAUUCACAUAUGAUGGUAUUUGGCUUCUUUCUAUGCUGGAAGAGUAUCGUAUUUUAAGGCAAGAGAAAGAGCAAGAACGCCGAAGGCAGCGGGAGCAAAAGAAACUUCAGGGGCAGUUGAUAGCAGAGCAGGAAGUGCUUUUUGGGUCAAAACCAAGCCCUUCAAAGCCCCAGAGUGGAAAAAAGGUACCAAGAACUUCAACCGGUGGUCCAGGCAGCAAAAGAAAUUCCCUUGGUGGAGCAAUGCUGCACACUCCUAAAUCAAAUAUGCUUAACACCGCAAAAGCUACUCAGUCACGCGCAAUCAAGAAGGUUCUAUUGCCAAAUGACAUGCUAAACCACCAUCAGGAUGAAGGUAUUGCGGCUUUGCGUGCAGGUGGGAGAGGCUUGGACAGUGCUGGCCUCUCAAUUAAACAGCACUCCUUGAAAGCUGCAAAUGCUUAUGACACUAAAUCACCCAUGUCACAGAAGCCCUUCUCUCCCGUCUCCAAGGCCAACAUGAACUUCAUGGAAGACAUGAACAAAGCACAGAAAAUGCUUCCAAAUAACAAAACACCAAUGACCACACCAUCCAAGUUGUCUUUUCAUACUGAUGAAGAGAACAGAACCCCCAUGUCAAUGCCGAUUCCGGUGCCCACUACCCCUUCAACUGUGUCAGUACCCAUGCAGACUGCCACAACACCCAUUCCUGCUUCUGUCCUUUUUGUAGCUAAUGACAUAGGAAAGAUGCCUCAAGAGAUUGAAUACUCAUUUGAGGAGAUAAGAGCCGGUUUUAUCCUUCCUCAGACACAUCUGAAGUCUUUUGUUCAAGUUUGAAACAUUGGAUGAACUUGAAUCAAGAUGGUCUUCAUGCAUUUCU